CUUGGUAAAUUAAUAAGUUAAUUAAAAUAACUAAUAAACAUAGUUAAUUAAUAAUAAAUGUAUUAAUUUCGUAAAAAUAAAUCCUCUAAUUAAUUAUAAAUAAUAAAAUAAAAAUCAAUACUUUUACAAUAAAAUAAAACAAAAAAAAAUGGUGUCUUUAUAAGUAACCUAAAAUUACACGUUUUUUAAAAAUAUAAAAUAAAUAAUAAAUAAUUGUCAUAAUGUACAGUCGUGUGUUGCGUAAUUUAUUAAAUACAAGAAAUAAUUAUCCGUUAAUAAAAUUAGCGAGUGAAUUUAAAAAUAUAUUUAUUUCACAAGGGUUCAAAAAUAAUUAUCGUUGGAAUUUUACAUCAUCAGCACCCUAUGGGUCACCGAAACAUGGCAAAUCCGGGCCACCAGAGCCUAGUGAAUUAUUGAAACCAGUGGAUGCUUCGAAUUUAAAAACGAAAGAUCAAUUGGCGGAAAUGAGAAUGAAAGAAUUUUUAAAAAAUCCUGACAAUGAAAAACACUACAAAAUUUUGGAACUUGAACUUGAAGUCAUGAGACAGAGCGGAGAAUUAGUACCCAGUCAUCUAAAACCUCGUGAUUGGGUCGAACUUCUGCUGAUAACGUCACGUCAAAGAAGAAAACGUUUCUUGGAAUUCUUAUUCGGUCUUGAGAUGAAAGAAAAAAAUGCGGCAGAAAAACGUAAAAUUAAAGCUGAAGAAAGAGUGAAAACUCUGGACGCUCUAGAAGAUCCUGGGAUUCCAGAUUAUUUGCAGUACAAACUGGGAGGGAACAACAUGUUCAUAAGAAUCCGUGACAACACGAUGAACCAAAUGUACAAUUGGCGGCUGAUGCGCGCGAUGAUGUUCAGCCCAAAACUGGUGCUCGACUGCGGCUACGAAGACAAAAUGACGCGAGUUGAAACUAAGAACUGCGCCAAGCAACUGAUGUUCGCCUUCGCAGCAAACCGCGAGUCCGAUGACCCCUUGGACGUCCACUUUUGUAACUUCAACCAGUCAGGUCUUUUACACGAGGAGUUAUACAGUUUCAUACCCACGAUGUACGAGCCUGAUUUUCCGAUAAACAUCACCCAGAAAUCGUACCUCGAUUUGUUUCCCAAAGACAAGUUGGUCUACUUGACACCCGAUUGCCAUCAGACGAUGGACAAUUUCGAUGCAGAAGCGAUUUAUAUUGUCGGAGCAAUUGUUGACAAAGUUGCUGGGAGUCCCAGUUCUCUAGCGAAAGCUAAACGGGAAGGUCUCCGUAUGGCCAAGUUACCAAUCGACAAGUAUCUGAGCUUCGGUGGUGGUUCUGGUAAAUCAUUGACCAUCAACCAAGUCGUUGCCAUUCUUAAUGACCUGUACACUACCCGCGACUGGCCUCAUGCGUUACGUCACGUGCCCAGACGUAAAUUACACGAUAAUCGUCAACAGCAACUGCAGAAACGUCUGAGUUACUAUUUGAGCAGCCCAGGAAAUGACACUGAUGUAAGAAGUUUAAGAGACUUUACUCUCAACUCGAGAAAUAAAUUUCGCGCUAAAUAA
This is a messenger RNA of Microplitis mediator, 1529 nucleotides long. RefSeq names its product mitochondrial ribonuclease P protein 1 homolog (gene rswl). The record is from RefSeq and is a predicted model, not a curated record. The transcript has 3 exons. Gene Ontology annotation, biological process: mitochondrial tRNA 5'-end processing; positive regulation of mitochondrial translation. Gene Ontology annotation, cellular component: nucleoplasm; nucleus; mitochondrion. Gene Ontology annotation, molecular function: tRNA binding. Bases 222 to 1529 code for a protein of 435 amino acids. Lineage: Eukaryota; Metazoa; Arthropoda; Insecta; Hymenoptera; Braconidae.